AUGAUUAACAAUUAUUUCAAAAAAUUGCAGGACGGCCACGUGGACAUAAAUCCAACGGCCGUUGGGAAGUGUCAGGCUCAACAGGCUGGCUCUCGCUCGCCCUUCCAUCCGCUUGUUUGGUCAAGAUUAAAUAUCGAACCCAGGGAGCUUGCUUUGCUCUGCCAAAAGGUUGAGAAUCAUGUAGUUGGAGCUCCAUGUGGAGUCAUGGACCAGAUGACUUCUUCAUGCGGUGAGGCUAACAAACUUCUUGCCAUGGUUUGCCAGCCUGCUGAGGUAUUGGGUCUGGUAGAUAUUCCUAGUUACAUCCGAUUCUGGGGUAUCGACUCAGGAAUCCGGCACAGUGUUGGGGGAGCGGAUUAUGGGUCUGUGAGGAUAGGAGCCUUCAUGGGCCGGAAAAUUAUAACAUCCGUUGCGUCCGAACUUUUAUCGCAAUCUUGUGCAAAUGGGGUAACUUCAGAUGAUCUCGAAGAGGAUGGAAUCGAACUUCUUGAGACUGAGGCCUCCUUGGACUAUUUAUGCAAUUUAUCGCCACAUAGAUAUGAAGCUCUUUACGUUAAACGGCUUCCCGAGACGAUGCUUGGCGAGACAUUCCUGGAGAAAUAUUCCGGCCACAGUGAUCCCGUCACCAUAAUUGACAGCAAGAGAAUUUACGGUCUCAGGGCAGCCACUAGACAUCCUAUCUACGAAAAUUUCCGGGUCAAGGCCUUCAAAGCGCUACUCACAUCGGCAACUUCAGACGAGCAAUUCACCGCUCUAGGAGAAUUGAUGUAUCAGUGCCACUAUAGUUACAGUGCUUGUGGGCUUGGGUCGGAUGGGACAGACAGGCUGGUCCAGCUGGUGCAGGAAAUGCAGCAUAGCAAAAUCUCGAGGUCGUCUGAAGGGACUUUGUAUGGUGCCAAAAUUACUGGUGGAGGAUCGGGUGGGACUGUAUGUGUAAUCGGCAGGAAUUGCUUGAGAAGCAGCGAGCAAAUUCUUCAGAUACAGCAGAAGUACAAAGGUGCCACCGGUUACCUACCAAUACUUUUUGAGGGAUCAUCCCCAGGUGCCGGCAAGUUUGGUCAUCUCAGAAUUCGUCGCCGGAGUUUGCCGCCAAAGCAAAAGACUCCGUUGCCCAACAACCAAAGAAUGGGGAGCAUUUCGCUAGAUCCACCAGCCACUGAUGGCUCAAGCACACAUGAAGGAUUGACACCUACAGGAGUCGUGGCGGUGGAACCAACACUGGACCAGUUGGAGGCUGUUCAGACUCAACUCAUGGGACCACCUAGAGGUUCUCCCGCUCAAAAUCACAUCACAAUGACCAAGGCGGAGCGGGCCCAGGUGCAAGUACAGCAGGUUGAUCAUCUGGUCACAGCGACAAACACCACCACUCAGACGACCAAGUAA
This is a messenger RNA of Striga hermonthica, 1383 nucleotides long. NCBI's taxonomy places the organism in Eukaryota, Viridiplantae, Streptophyta, Magnoliopsida, Lamiales, Orobanchaceae. The record is from the annotation of a GenBank genome assembly.